Molecule: messenger RNA, 2609 nt
Organism: Diachasma alloeum
Lineage: Eukaryota; Metazoa; Arthropoda; Insecta; Hymenoptera; Braconidae
Product: ATP-dependent RNA helicase dbp2
Exons: 6
Coding region: 321-2102 (593 amino acids)
Cellular component (GO): ribonucleoprotein complex; cytoplasm; nucleus
Molecular function (GO): RNA binding; RNA helicase activity; ATP binding
Source: RefSeq, a predicted model, not a curated record
AGUUUACCGAGGCACUAUUUUCGGAAGUUCACUUGUCAGGUCUUCGGCCGGCGGGAGUUGCCGGUAACGUCCAAAACAUCGCUGACACCGCGGUUCAUCAAUCGUGUUGAUUCUCAUCGAGAGCCCAACGACAAGCCCAUUCGUAAGAGCACCUCACGUCAUUUUGAUAAUUGAAAGAAGUCGAUCUGUCCGACAAUCGUGAUUAAUUUCUCAUCAACAGUGCGCCGAUAGCCACUAUCGAUUGAUUCUCGGGUAGUUGCGUACAGAGAGUUGGAAACUGUUGCCAAGUGCCCGAAUUAUUAAUCGGAAAUCGUUGGAAGAUGUAUCAUCACGAGAGGGAUCAUGGACGAGGAGGACGAGGCGGGGGGAAUCAGAGAGGUCCUCGUGACAUGAAAUACGAGGGUAAACACGAUAAUCACAGGUUCGGGGGGAACAGAGGGGGAAUGAGAGGUAAACAGCCUGGUAGUGCCUUGAAGAAGUUGCAGUGGGAUGUCAGGUCUCUCCAGCCCAUCAAGAAGGACUUCUAUGUCGAGCAUCCAGCGGUCAAACACAGGUCUCCGGAGGAAGUCAACAAGUUUCGUCAAGCAAAUGAGAUCACUGUGAUGGGAAAAGAAGUGCCAAAUCCCAUUCAGCAUUUUGAGGAAGGGAAUUUUCCACCGUACGUCAUGCAGGGGAUAAAAAGACAGGGGUAUCUUCACCCCACGGCCAUUCAGGCUCAAGGAUGGCCUGUUGCACUCAGUGGAAAAGAUCUUGUUGCUAUUGCUCAGACUGGCUCGGGGAAAACACUUGGAUACAUCCUCCCUGCAAUUGUUCACCUGAUCAACCAACCCCGGCCAGGUCCAGGGGAGGGUCCAGUGGCCCUGAUCCUAGCACCAACCCGAGAGCUGGCGCAACAGAUUCAAGAAGUUGCCAAUUACUUCGGUGAGACGGCAUCAGUCAGAAACACUUGUAUUUUCGGUGGAGCUCCCAAAGGACCUCAGGCCCAAGACCUCGAGCGUGGGGUGGAGAUUUGCAUUGCGACCCCAGGUCGUCUGAUAGACUUCCUCGAGAAAGGCACGACAAAUCUCCAGCGAUGCACUUAUCUGGUCCUCGAUGAAGCUGACAGAAUGCUGGACAUGGGAUUUGAGCCCCAAAUUCGCAAGAUUAUCGAGCAGAUUCGCCCUGAUCGUCAGAUUCUCAUGUGGUCUGCCACGUGGCCAAAGGAGGUUCGAUCACUGGCUGAAGACUUUCUGAAUAAUUACACACAGCUGAACAUCGGGUCGUUGUCUCUCUCAGCUAAUCACAACAUCAUUCAGAUCGUCGACGUCUGUCAGGAAUUCGAGAAAGACUUCAAAUUACAGAGACUCCUGCAGGAGAUUGGAACUGAGAAGGAGAACAAGACCAUUAUAUUCGUCGAGACCAAGAGAAAAGUCGACGAUAUCACGAGGAAUAUCAGACGCGAUGGGUGGCAGGCAUUGAGUAUCCAUGGGGAUAAGAAUCAACAGGAGAGGGAUCAUGUUUUACAGGAGUUCAGGAGUGGGAGGACACCGAUUCUGGUUGCUACUGAUGUUGCUGCUAGGGGUUUAGAUGUCGAUGACGUUAAAUACGUCAUCAACUUUGAUUUCCCAUCGUCGUCCGAGGAUUACAUUCACAGAAUUGGAAGGACUGGACGUCGAAGACAGACAGGAACAGCAUAUGCAUUUUUUACGAGUCAGAAUAUGAAGCACGCAGGUGAUUUGAUCGAGGUGCUGAGGGAAGCUGGACAGAGUAUCAAUCCGAGACUGAGUGAGAUGGCUGAGAUGGCUAAAUCUGGUGGUUUUGCACGAGGCCCAAAACGUUUCAAUUCCUCCGCAAAUGGUGCAGAACGUCCAUUGAAACGUCCAGCCCCUAAUGACUCCAGAAUACAAGGAAAUGCCAUUCGACCUCGACCAGGCCCUGCUCGAGGUGGAAUGCCCUACCACUCAAACAUGAAACCCUAUCCUCCAUCAAACUAUCCAGUCAAGUCCGCGGGUGGGCACAAUCCUGGCUAUGGCUACAAUCCCCAGAGAAAUUACAUGCAGAGCAACAAUAUCCAGGGUUACAACGGAGGAGCCAAUUUUUAUGGAAAUAAUUCACAAUAUUAAUGUGGAGUGUUGAGACUUCUAAGUAUUUCUUACAUUUCGAAAAUGAACGUUGUAUCUUUAUUCGGUAUGUGGGGAGGGUUCGUUGUAGAUUCGAUGCACAAUUCGAGUUGAAUCAAUAAUUUGUUGAUUUGGUAUUAUUUUAUUUUUCAUUAUUAUAGUUUUACGUAUGUGAUCUCGAGGAUGAUUUCAGUAUAUUUUCGUUAAAAAAAACGUUAGGAAUAGAUGGGUGGAACUAUCAUUUAGCAAGAGACCAGAAGGAUUUGCUAGUCAUCAUUCUAUUAGUUGUUUUACGAGAUCAUUCUUUAAUUAGAAAGAGUUUAAAUUAAUUCGUAAAUCGUCAUUUUUAUUUUCUCCAAAUACGAAUUAAACACUUCUGUGAUUUCAGUAUAGACUAUUCAGUUUGUUAAACAAAAUAUAAAGACUCAAUGUAUGACAAAAUAUGGAAAGUUGAGGUCUUCUGUAGAUUUGAUUAAUUUACUCAUGAAUAAAAACACUUGAAAAAAUAAA